Molecule: messenger RNA, 1540 nt
Organism: Arabidopsis arenosa
Lineage: Eukaryota; Viridiplantae; Streptophyta; Magnoliopsida; Brassicales; Brassicaceae
Source: the annotation of a GenBank genome assembly
CACUAAUCUCAUCACCGUUUAUCCAAAUAUUUUGAUGUAAAAAGAAGAGUAAACUUAAGAAAUCUCCAAACGAUAUAUACAACGAAGAGAGGGAAAUUAGUCAAGCAUUCUAUUUUUAGUUCCUAUUAACUCGCCUAAUUAUAAGCAUUUUCUUCUUCCUCCUUCCCUAUAUUAACAAUAUCUUUUUCAAACCAUUUUUUCUUCUUCUCUUUUGAAGUUUUGUAGAUUACUGAUCAAGCAUUAUAUCAACUUACGAUUUGGAUGAAUCAAAAUCUCUUCCUGCUUCGCCAACAUGGGUCGGGUGAAAUUAGAGAUCAAGAGAAUAGAGAACACAACAAAUCGACAAGUUACGUUUUCAAAACGUAGAAAUGGUUUGAUUAAGAAAGCUUAUGAAUUGUCGGUUCUUUGUGAUAUCGACAUUGCUCUCAUUAUGUUCUCUCCUUCUGAUCGCCUUAGCCUCUUCUCCGGAAAAACUCGGAUUGAAGACGUUUUUACAAGAUUCAUCAAUCUUCCUAAACAAGAACGAGAGAGUGCUCUAUACUUUCCCGACCAGAAUAGACGCCCAGAUAUUCAAAACAAAGAGUGUCUACUAAGGAUUUUGCAGCAACUCAAGUCUGAAAAUGACAUCGCUCUUCAACUCACGAACCCUGCAGCUAUUAACUCCGACGUCGAGGAACUUGAGCAUGAAGUUUGUAGGUUACAACAACAACUUCAAAUGGCAGAAGAAGAACUAAGGAGAUACGAACCGGAUCCAGUAAGAUUCACGACCAUGGAGGAAUACGAAGUUUCUGAGAAGCAACUUCUCGACACUCUAACACAUGUUGUCCAAAGGCGAGACCAUCUCAUGAGCAACCAUUUAUCUUCUUAUGAAGCAUCUACUAUGCAACAAAACAUUGGUGGUCCUUUUGUUAACGACGUUGUUGAAGGUUGGCUACCUGAAAAUGGGCCCAAUCAAACCCAUUUAUUUGAUGCAUCAGCACAUUCCAAUCAACUCAGAGAAUUAUCAUCGGCAAUGUAUGAACCAUUGUUGCAAGGAAGUAGCUCAAGCUCGAACCAAAACAACAUGAGUGAAUGCCACGUGACGAACCACAACGGUGAAAUGUUCCCUGAGUGGGCUCAGACGUAUUCAUCCUCGGCCUUAUUCGCUUCUAUGCAACAACAGCAUGGAGGUGUGGGUCCCAGUAUCGAAGAGAUGAUGCCAGCUCAGCAAGGAGAUAUUCCGGCAGUGACGGCGGAGGCACAAGCUGAUCAGGAAGUCGCCGACUAUGAAACAAAGGUUCCUCAGCUCAGUAGCCAAUAAUCUCAACCAUGUAUUAUUUAUUUAUGUAUUACCAUUUUUUUCAUUUUUUUCCUUCAACCCCAGAAAAAAAACUGGAAUUUUUGUCAUGAUGACAUGAGAAGACGAUGCCGAAUCGUGUUACAUUUGUAAUACCAUUUUUUUGGCAACACCAUUUAGUUUUCUUUUUUAAUGUGAUAUUAUAAGGUUUUGUAGGCAAUCACAGUUUUUUGGGCGUAAAGCAAAUCAAGUUUUAUCUUCAUU